Molecule: messenger RNA, 1573 nt
Organism: Dermacentor silvarum
Lineage: Eukaryota; Metazoa; Arthropoda; Arachnida; Ixodida; Ixodidae
Product: MYG1 exonuclease
Exons: 9
Coding region: 116-1234 (372 amino acids)
Cellular component (GO): nucleus; cytoplasm
Source: RefSeq, a predicted model, not a curated record
AAUUUGAUUUUAUGCGAUCACGUCGCUUGUGCAGGCGUAAACGGUGAAUUCGACGUUCAGCUUCCCGCCCUCGGCGAACUGCCGGGCGUCGAAGAAGAGGCAGUCCCUGCUGGCGAUGGCCGACUCGAUGCUCUCGUGGAGCGAGCGAGGCCUGUCCUUCCAGGUGAGUGAGCGGACGCCGUCGCGAGUCACUUCAACCCGGUCAGUGUCACUGAUGACAGGUGAACCACCCACGAAGAGACCAGCAGCCAUGGGCAAGACGAUCGGAACACACAGUGGCAAUUUCCACUGUGACGAUGCGCUUGCCUGUUUCCUGUUGAAGCAGCUCCCAGAGUACAGGGACGCCACUGUGGUUAGAUCUCGAGACCAAGCUGUCCUGGACACCUGCGAUGCAGUUGUGGAUGUCGGUGCCGUGUAUGACCAUUCCAAGAGCCGCUAUGACCACCACCAGAAGAGCUUUGAGGAGACGAUGCACUCCCUUGACCCGACCAAGAAGUGGACCACCAAGCUGAGCAGCGCGGGUCUCGUCUAUGCCCACCACGGACGGGAGGUGAUCGCCGAGACGCUUGGCUGGAAGCUCGCCGAGCCAAACCUCGAGAAGAUAUACGACAAAGUCUACGAGAACUUCAUGGAGGAGAUUGACGCCAUCGACAACGGCAUCAGUGCCUACGAUGGGGAGCCACGGUACCGGAUAAACACGAACCUAAGCUCCCGAGUGGCGCACCUGAACCCGCCUUGGAAUGAACCGAACCCCAAGCUCGACGAGCAGUUCCAGAAAGCCAUGAAGCUGACGGGUGAAGAGUUCCUAGAGCGUGUGCGUUUUUACGCUACUGCGUGGCUGCCUGCCCGUGAACUUGUCCUGACGGCUCUGCAGCAGCGACAAAAGGUUGGCGAAGCAGGUACCAUCCUGACUCUGGAGCGUGGUGGCUGUCCUUGGAAGGACCACCUGCUGGCCCUAGAGGAGGAGCUGUCCAUCCCUGGCGAGGUCAAGUUCGUCUUGUACCAGGACCAGGGCGGCAGCUGGCGGGUGCAGGGUGUGCCCGUGGCCCUUGGCUCCUUCGACUGCCGGGUGUUCCUUCCAGAGAAGUGGCGAGGAGUGCGGGAUGAGGAGCUGUCGAAAGUGAGCGGCAUUGAUGGCUGCAUCUUUGUCCACUCCAGUGGCUUCAUCGGUGGCCACAAGACAAAGGAAGGCGCUCUUGAGAUGGCUACGCGAACACUCAAGGCCACUGCAUAGCCACAGGCAUAGGCCAAGGCUAUGUGGCUCGAGGUGAUGUUGGCCGUGGCGAUGAGGGCAAAGCCGAUGAUCAUGAAGGUGACCUUGAAGAUGCGGUCCUGCGGCCGAUUCAUCUUGGGCGGCAGGACUUCCAGGAAGGUGACGUGGAAGAAAGUGCCUGCGGCCAAUGCCUGGACAAAGGCCUUGGUCAGUGUGCCAAUCUGCCGGCCCAUCAAUAGCCCAGCCAUCUGUGCAGAUAAAAAAAAGAGGGUUUGCAAAAGUCUCAUGUUGGUCAUAAGUCAUUGUUUACAUUUGUUCACUGACUGAUGGGAAUAAAACAAAAAAGCUUAUCACAUUCUU